GUUGCGUAAAAUGUACUAGAAGUAUAUUAUGUUGACCAUUGAAAAGCAGUGUAUUCGUGCAAGUAAGAGCGACAUUAUUGUUUAUAAACGGGAUUUUUGUUUAUAUAUGACGUUAUUUGUGUUGCAUCAUGCACGUUUUCGCUCUAAGAUGCUGAUUAUCUGAUGUUAUCCACGUCUUUCACCAAACACUGCCAUAAUAUACAUUUACGGAUUUUAAUGAUGAAUAUAUAGUAACUACUGAGAAUAAUCUUGGGAGACAACUUGGUCUGCUGUUUUACUCAUCCAGGAAUUUGUUUUGCAGAGGAUGGAAACAUGGAACAAAUGUUUUCUUGAACAUGACUAAUUCAUUAAAAUUGGAAGACUUACGGCUCUACAUCCUAUCCGCAGCUUAAUGUUCUUUUCGUCGAUGUUGAUUCUGUCUUCAAUACGACGCACUUAUUGUUCCGCCAUUUUACUGUAUUGCCGAAGUUGCCACUAGUUCCAGCAACUAAGAAGUUUUGAGUUCUGCAGUUUCGAUUGAAGAGUUGUACAGUUUUCUGUUUUACAAAUUAAUCUGUCUAGCCUGUCUGACGGAUGUAAAUAUAGCCACCGUUUUAAUUGGAUGUACUAUUUUAUCAGAUAUGUAUAAGAACGUCUGCGAAAAUGACUGACCGCAACGGAAGCACACUCAGCAAUAAAUCAACGACAUUCAAAAUAUCCUUGUGCAUGAAAUGGUAAAAUAUAUACAGUGAUUAUUGUAUACCACUCGUAUAUCGUCUGCAAAAAAUAUCAUUUACGUCAAAAGAACAGCAGCUCCAACGGAAUAACGACAGUCAAUUCAUGUUUGUCUCCAGCAUGACUUUUUGCCAAGUUUAACACCUCAUUCGUCUGGUAAAAAGUCAUAGCUAACGGCAACAAAACCAAGAACGUAAUAAAAACGGAGUAUUUCUGGAGCGAAAAUUUUGAAGUUUUAGAGAUAAUUGUACACCGAUCAUCGCUUCUCUAAAAUGGAUGUAGAGAUAGAACCCAGUGAAGUGAGGGUUACAGAUGAACCAAGCGAGAUGGAAAGUCUGAAGAAGAAGUUUCUGAGAUUGGUUCGUGCCGGGAAUGUGGAAGGUGUGGAGACCAUGGUUCGAGACCCCUUAAACGCCAAGGUUUCCAAAGCAUUGUGGAGUUUCGGUAUGGAGGAGGCCGUCCAUCAUGAACACAUAGAUGUUUUGACAACCUUGAUUGCUUGCAAGGUGCCCAUAGAGGACGCCCUACUCCACGCCAUCGAAUCACGCAAUGUCGAGAUCGUAAUGGAGAUCAUCAACCUACCCGACGACGCGUCCAUGCACAACUAUAUAGCAGACAGCAAAGGAACCGACUUGAAAAACAGAUUCGCCGUGACCAACAACUUUCCACCUAAUACCACUCCUCUCCUGCUGGCUUCGAAAUUGGAUGACCUAAUAAUUGUUGAGUUACUCCUAGACAAUGGGGCCACUAUGCCGACUGAAGAGGAGACACUUGCGCGCGUCAAUGACGACCCGCUGGAGCAAGCCCUCGCACGUCUGCAGUGGUUCCAAUCAAUGACCAGCGACGCGUACAUCCUGUUGACCUCUGAUGACCCCAUCGAAACGGCGUUGCUGUGGGGCGAGCGACUCAAGGAACAGAUGCGACACGAGAGGCCGGUGUUCACCUCGUGUUAUGAGAUCAUACACAGCCGACUGGAAUUCCUUCUUACGCGGCUUCUCGACUGCGCAACUCGAAAGGAUGAAAUAUGGGAGGCCCUCAACGAGAGAGCGGCGUCAGACGGUACGCGAAGAAGCGUGUCGAAGAGAGGGGUACUCUCCGAUCCCAUGGGGCGCUUGAAGCGAGUAGUGCGAUUGGAAUACCAAAUGUUUCUGUCUCAUAGUUACUGUCAAGAAUACAUGCUACAAUGGUGGUACGCUGACGGCCCCAUACCUUGGAGUUCGUGCAGUCAAAUUGCCAGUAUUUUCUUGGUGCUUCUUAUUUCCAUUUUAUCGCCCAUCAUCUGUAUUUUCGACAUCGUUCUACCGGAGAAUAUACGCUGUGUCCGACGGUUCGACAAGCUAAUGGCUACCCCAUUUGUACAGCACAUCCUCCAGACGUGUUCACAAAUCCUCUUUCUUCACGCACUACUCUACAUGACUAUGGGCAUCUCCAUUACGAUAAUGGAGUGUCCCGAUUUCAUCACUUUCCGGCACGACCCCAGAGGAUUCAAUUGCGUCCGUUACACUUACACAAUUUUCCCGUUGGGGUCGCGCUUCAUCGUGGUGUUUAUAUGGGUCAUAGGAAUGACUUUGCAACAUGUGACGCUAGUCUACAUCCAAGGCUUGAAAACAUAUCUCCGAGUGUACUGGCAUAUAGUUGAUUUCGCAUCAAUAGCUCUCCACUGGUCAUACAUUGCCCUAAGCAUCAGUAUUACUGUGACGGGAGAUGCAGACAUCUUGUACAUCAACAACACAGCCAUUUCGUCAUCUCAUUCAUUUUUCCACCUGAACAAGGUAUUUCACUUCCAUUUCGACAAGUAUGAGGUGGAGAGACGGGCGUGGGACACGUUCGACCCACAACUCAUCGCCGAAAUCUGCUUUUCAGUGGCUAAUAUAUUGUCGUUUCUUCGCCUACUACAUGCGACCGUCGCGUUCCAGUUUGUCGGUCCCCUUCAAAUCUCCUUCGGCGCCAUUUUGAAGGACAUGGGUCGAUUCGCGUGUCUGCUGGUCUUCGUGCUGACCGCCUUCGGCAUGGGUUUCACCCAGCUCUACGCCACCUAUAACACGCAGGACGAUGACGAAUGCCGUAUGGAUCCCACUUCGGAUGAGUGUAUGACCCUUUCUUUUGAGACGAUUUCCAAGUCAGUGGUGGCUCUCUUCUGGGCGCUUUACGGCGAGACGAGCGUCGAUACGCUCAGGGUGUCGGACAAUCUCUGGUUAACCCAGGGCGUGGGCAUUGUCCUGUUCGGUGUCUACAUGGUACUCGUGGUCACCAUCAUGCUAAACGCCUUGAUUGCCAUGCUCAGUAAUACCUACUCACGCGUUGAGGAGAAUGCGCGUAAGGAGUGGCACUUUGCCCGGACACGGAUGAUGCUAGAGUACGAUCAGAUGACGGGAUUCCUGCCCCCACCCUUCAAUAUCAUCCCUAGGGUGGGGUGGUGGGUUCAGAAAGCAUACAAUGGACUCAGAAGAAUCACAGUGGCGAUAUGGAGAUGCAAGAACAGUGAUAUUAUUUUAUUGAAGAUGGAGAAGAGAGGUGAAAGACAUGUGAGGAGCAAUGCGCCUAGAACUCUGAAGGGACACAAAUGGAGAAAGAAAAGCGGAGGCAAGAUUUUGGCAAAUCGUCUGUUGCAGUGUAUGCAUUCAAAUCCCGAACGCAGCCAGCAACUGAACUUCUACUGACAGAAUUAAAUUACCUCAGUUACCUUUAUAGAAAAGUAUCAUACUCGAACCAGGUGAGGUAAAUGGGUACCUGGCAGGAAUUAAUUCCUUGAAAUGCUAGAGCGCUGUAAUGGCGGCUAGGCUAAAGGUGGGGGUAAUGAUACAUGCUACUAUACUAAAUACCCCCCUCUGUAUAGUAAGCACACGGUAUAUUUGUAUCAAUCAAGUAUGUUUUCAUGGACUAUAAACAACGAAUUAAGUUUUUAUGUAAAUAGCAUUAUUUUUAUUGAGAGUGAAAAUAAAUAUCAACAUGAAGACACAAAAUUAAAUAAUGCCUCCGGCACCACUUUCAGUGGGCGGAGGCAUACAAAUGGCAAAUUUACAUAAAACAUUACAUUUUGACGAAAAUCACUUCUAUAACUAACAGAACGUAUAUUAAUUCAUUGCAAAAGUUAUCAAAACUGUCAGCCUUUGACAUGAGUUGUUUGGAAUUUAUUUUGCACGGAACACCUGAAAACAUUGCAGCCUAUUAAAUACAUCGGUCACAUUGCCCGAUCGAACCUAAAACGACCGAUAACAAACAAAACAUUGGUUAUACAAGAUGAUAUAUCUGUUGUUUGGUCCAUUGUAUAGUAGACAAUAUUAUAUCUACCGUUAUGUUUAUAUUAGUAAGAUAUAGACUGAUCUGGGCCCCGUCUUACAAAGAGUUGAUAUCAAUCGUAACUUAUUUGCGAUUGAUAUCAAUCGUAACUAUGUACAUAAGAGAUAGGAGACUGCAAACUUGCGAUUGAUUGGAGGACUUACGAUUGAUUUGGAUCGAUCGUAACUCUUUGUAAGACGGGGCCCUGAUGUGUGUUUCUUAAUUGGGUUACUACAAUUUAAGCAACACAGAUAUUUGGUCUUGACACAUUGUAACGAACGUUU
Strongylocentrotus purpuratus (purple sea urchin) is the source of this 4277-nucleotide messenger RNA. Its product is annotated as transient receptor potential-gamma protein-like. Bases 987 to 3374 code for a protein of 795 amino acids. Gene Ontology annotation, biological process: manganese ion transport; calcium ion transmembrane transport; regulation of cytosolic calcium ion concentration. The record is from RefSeq and is a predicted model, not a curated record. NCBI's taxonomy places the organism in Eukaryota, Metazoa, Echinodermata, Echinoidea, Camarodonta, Strongylocentrotidae. Gene Ontology annotation, cellular component: membrane; cation channel complex. The transcript has 14 exons. Gene Ontology annotation, molecular function: inositol 1,4,5 trisphosphate binding; protein binding; store-operated calcium channel activity.